Saccostrea cuccullata (small rock oyster) is the source of this 3763-nucleotide messenger RNA. RefSeq lists its product as uncharacterized. The record is from RefSeq and is a predicted model, not a curated record. NCBI's taxonomy places the organism in Eukaryota, Metazoa, Mollusca, Bivalvia, Ostreida, Ostreidae. The transcript is spliced from 2 exons. The coding region runs from base 319 to 3351 and encodes 1010 amino acids.
AAGCACCGUUAAAACACACGUUAAUAUCAACUCCGAUUUAUUAGCAGAGUGUUUCGCUAUCAGAAACAGCUAGGUGUGUUUAGUAUAUACAAAGUAAUUCUGCACAAAAUAUGACCCUUCUUCGGCUAAAGCUAAAAAUAGCCUGAGGUUCUGAGAGAGCUGCUCCGAGUGAAGCUGGGGAGUGUGUUGUAUUGUGAAGGAUUUUCUUUUCGGUUUGGACAGGAAUUAAAGAUUGGAUAUAGUCUUGACCUGUAUCCAACAAUGGUUCGACCUUGGAAAAAAGCCACACGAAUAAAAUAAUGAACCAUGUGACCUCGAAUGAACGUUAUCGUUCCCAAGAAAGCCUCGCUUUCAUCAGCUUCUGCUUAUUCCAAGCCAACUAACAAGCACAGCAAAAGAAGUCGCAAGCAUCAGCGUUACCAUGAGCGGAGAACAAGCACCAGCAGCAAUAGCAGCCUCUACAAUCCAAACAAUGACAGGAAACACUCUGUAAAGAAAAGGUCGCGACAUAGGAAAAAUAUGGGGACCUGUACUUCAAAGAAGAAACCGAAAGAAAAUCAAGAGAAGGUGGAAACGGAGGAAGUAUGGAAGAAACGGACAGACGAACCUGUAUCAGAAACGGCAGAAACGGGUUUAUACAAUUUUAGAAGGGAAGAUCCACUGAUAACGGAAUUAAAAUCAGUUCUCCCGAGUAGAAAUAUUGCAGAAAAUGCAAAUUUCCCGUCCACCACCAAAGGAAUCAAAAUGGCGGACGACUCUUCUUCAGGUAGCCAUGGAUUUGUGACACCGUUGUCAACUCCACCAGUCAGAAGAGUCCAGCAUCCAGUAUUCAAGGUCACCACACCUCCGCCAUCCAGAAGAGCUGUUGAACCUGAUACAAAUAAAAUUUCGAGCCCUGUUCUUCGCCGGGUCAGGAAACAAAGUGACGUUGCACCUCCUUCCCCACCUCCGAGAUACAAGGAACUAUUUCAAACGGAAUCUCUUCGAUCAGAUCCACCAGAAGUGAAAACAAAUGAAGAGGCGCCUGAAUUACCUCCUCGCAGGAAUAGACUAGGGAGUAACAAACUUUCGAGCCCUAGUCUCUCAAGAAAAGCAGAAAACAAAAAAGAAUACUUGAAUACACCUUUCAGUAAACCACAGGAAGAUCAAAGCAACACGUUUGAAUUAAAAAGUAAUGGAAAACAAGUCAUAUGUGAAAAUUGUAGUUCUCCUGUAUUAAUAAGAAAAGAUGACCGUGCCCCAACACCUCCUCCUCGGAAAACGCAGACUAAACCUUCUCCGGAAUCUGCUCAGCAUGGUUCACCUUCUGUCCGAAGAGCGUAUCCUGUGUUCAAAAUCGAUACUCCGCCAUCCACAAGACGGAUUAUUGAGACGAAUAAGGAGAUAACAGACAUUAAAAGUAAUGAAAUACCGAAUGAAACAAGUAAUGAAACGCCAUCAUCAUCUCAACAAGCAACAUCUUCUCAAACGUCAAGAGAGAAUGAUUUAUGUAGGCCAAUAUACUCCACGAUUUCAAAGCCAAAAGCAGCUAAUAUUACACCCCCUGAACCCCUUUUAAGGAGAAAAAAUAAUGAAACAGAUGACGCGCUUGUUGUACGUGAUGAUUCUAAGUACCUUGUGAGAAAAGAGAAAACUUUGUCAAUGGAAAUUGAGGAGGAAAACCUUCGUAAUUAUAUGCGGGAACACGCAGGUAAAUCAUCGGCCACAAUGAAUGUGUUACCAGGCCCUGUUCUUGUGAAACAGGUAAAAAUGCCAUCACCCGUCAGGGCAGUGUUAACUGAUGUCCCUCCACCAAGUCCGAAUUCCCUCGACAUUCUAGAAGAAGAGGAAGAUUUAGAGAAUGACUUAGAUGAAGAUAAACAGGACAGAAAAAGUAAAGAGAUGGACCAGUUUACUGAUAGUGUGUGUCAAAGACUUUCUCAACUCUUAGAAACAAAGGAGAUCAUAAAGCAUGAUAAAGAAAACCCUGGUAAUGGUGUCAUCCUGAAAGAUAAUUUAGAUGAUGUUCCUAAUGACACAAUACAUGUCAAUAAGGAAAACACGGAAAUACCAAUCGAAACUGUUCCCCCACCUCCAGAGUAUUUUGACGAUUUUUCUUUAGAUCUCAUGAACAACAGUAAUCAGGGAAUACAUGGUAGCGAGGACAUAAGUGAUAAAAAAGAGGCUGUUGAGUGUCUAUCAAAGGAUGAAAGUGUUCCACUCUUAAAUACAAAUACCGUCAGACAAAAUAUUACACCACAAAAUAAAUUCAAUUAUAAAGACUAUUGUCAGAAUAAAAAACAAACAAGCAAAGGUAUUCAGGAGAAAAUUAACCUGAUAAGUGAGUCGGCUGCUUCAUCUAGUCGUGAAGAUCCAGAUGGGGUAUCAGAUAAAGUUGUAAUCGAGGAGAGUAUUGUACCUAUUUCAAUUAAACGAAGGAGCUACGAACCCUAUGCCCAGGAAAGGCAGUCUGAACUGUUAUGUGAUGUAAUUCAGUCCUAUGCAAAGCCUGAAGAAUCCGAUAUAGAAAAAAUUAUGGAAGAGCCUGUCGUCAGCAAGAGCUCGGUUAACCUACAAGAAAAGAAAAAGAAAUCUUCCUCUCUUGACAGGAAACCAUCAAAACUUGAUCAGUCACUGAAAAAGCUGUUUGAGGUUCCCGUUAAGGAAGACACGUACGACAAGCUUCUUCCUUUGGAGUCUUUCCUCGAUGACGUUACAGAUCAACCGUUAAAGUCUGAAGGAACACUUCCUUUUGAUCCAUAUGAUUUGGAUGAAAGGUUAAGAAAUAGAAGAGUCCUAGGUGGGCGACAUUCUGUUACAAGAACAGAAUCUGACAUUGAUAUAUCAGAGCCAGGCGACUGGAGAGAUGAUAUAAGUUCUGACAGCAAUCAGGCGGAUGAUGAAGAUGAGAUAGAAAGUGGGGAGGUAGUUUUCAGCAAAUCUUUCCCGGAUACUCGGAGAUAUUCAGUAAAACGGCAGGGACGGGACAUUAAAUAUGACGCUUCUGUUCAACACGGAACAUUCCAGGAUGAAAUUGAUGAUAAUGAUGAUGAUGUUUCAGACGAAGAGUACGAUGAUGUUGAAGAUUAUGAAAUUGAUGACGCAGAAGAAGACGAGGACUUGUGGAUCGACGAAAACACUCCGGAAAAACGUGAUUUGGAACCAUUGACAUUUGGAGCUGAUUAUUAUCCAAUUGAACAUCCUAGAGAUGCGGGUGAUGUGGCAUACAGUAGUGCAAGACGACAGAUGCAUGAAAUUCAUUCACAUUUGUUAAACUUGAGAGAUCAAAUGGAAUAUCUGGCAGACGAGUCGGAGAAUUCCAAUUUGAAACCAAGUAGAUGUAGUGGAAUUUCUUCAGGGGAGAAAAAAUAAUCCCUAUAUCCUAGUUUUUUUUAAAAAAUGAUAUUACACAUAGAGUAUGAGCUAAUUUUUUUAGAUUCUGUUGGUUUUAUUCAUAUGUAUAUAAAAAGAGAUGUUUUAUUUGUAUAAAAUUUAACAAGGCUGCAUAAAAGAAGCUUUUGCUAUUUUUAACUGAAACUGCUCACACGCUUUUGUUUUACUACAUCAAAUGUUUAUGAAUGGUAUGUAUUAGCAUUUUUAGUUGAGAAACAUAACAUGCUAGGUCUGAUUUUUAAAUAUAUAUUUUUAUUAUUUUAUUUAGAAAAAAAGUUGUAUAAACAACGAAUUUUCUGCAAGGAAAUGAUUACCAUCAGAAGUCUAAAGUUUCUUAUAUACUAAGAACGUACUUUGAAAUAAAACAUUGCAAAACUUAUAAAACUAACAA